This is a messenger RNA of Temnothorax curvispinosus, 753 nucleotides long. RefSeq names its product chymotrypsin-2-like. The record is from RefSeq and is a predicted model, not a curated record. NCBI's taxonomy places the organism in Eukaryota, Metazoa, Arthropoda, Insecta, Hymenoptera, Formicidae. The coding region runs from base 1 to 753 and encodes 250 amino acids. The transcript has 3 exons. Gene Ontology annotation, molecular function: serine-type endopeptidase activity. Gene Ontology annotation, biological process: proteolysis.
AUGGAUGAAGACUCGGGUAGAAUAGUAAGCGGACAUAAUGCGGAGCUCGGAGACUUUCCGUACGUGGCAAUGGUACAUCUACUUGUGGGCAACGGAACAAUCAGGCGAUCCGGCGCCUGCGGCGGCACGGUCUUAUCCAGAAGAUGGGUUCUCACAGCCGGCCAUUGCGUAGUAGACUACCCGCAAAGAUUUUUUGUAGUGUUCGGUAUCGUCGACAAGUCUAGAAUUAGAUAUAAUUUUCUUCAAGACCCCGUUGUGUCGAUGAUUACGAAUCAAACGUUUAUACAUCCGCAAUACUCAAUGCACUACAAUGAUAUUGCCUUACUCUACAUGCCACAAAAUAUUCCCUUUUCCAAAGCUAUUCAGCCAAUAAAAUUUGCGUGGUAUUAUGACGAAAGUUUUGCAAAAAGAGAUGCUCAAGUGAUCAGUUGGAGAAAAGAUAAUACGGAUGGCAAAGGUACGAUAAAACUUAAGUACGCCACGGUGCCGAUUAUAAAAAAUAAUGUAUGCAAGCAAUCCUGGUCCAUCAGCGACAAACACAUUUGCACGACCACAGGAUUGGGACAAGAUGCUUGUGAGGGCGUCAGCGGCGGUGGUCCUCUCAUCGUAAAAAAAAAUGGCCGUGCUUAUCAAAUCGGUAUUGUGAGUUACGGAGACCAAGAUUGUCCUAGCAAAGGACCUUACGUGUUUACUAAGGUUUCUUCAUAUAUAGACUGGAUUCACGAAGUUAUGAUGCAACGUUAUAGUGCAUAA